Messenger RNA from Myodes glareolus (Bank vole), 3551 nucleotides. It is a transcript of the gene Matn2, whose product is annotated as matrilin 2. Gene Ontology annotation, molecular function: calcium ion binding. Lineage: Eukaryota; Metazoa; Chordata; Mammalia; Rodentia; Cricetidae. The record is from RefSeq and is a predicted model, not a curated record.
CGCCGCCCUCGCCCAGAGCCUCGCAGGCAGCCAGCAAGCGCGGGGAGCGCUCUGGGAUGGGACUUGAAGGCGGCGGCUCAGGACACGGCGUUGGCGCGGGUUUCUUCGUCGCGUCACGCGAGCGGUGCUCCAGGAGCGCUGCGGUCCUCGGCGGGGCGAGGCGGCAAACGACUGAAACAGACCCACGCGGCUGUGCCCCUGCCUCGCUUUCCUGGUGCCGGCGGCGGUGGCUGCAGCCACACCCCUGCUCCUCUUGAAGAUGGAGAAGAUGCUGCUUGGAUGCUUGCUAAUGCUUGGGCAGUUCUCCCUCCUGCCGGCUGGAGCCAGAUUUCCCUCCAGAGGCCGUCAUGUCCGAACACAUCCCCAGACGGCACUGCUGGAGAGCUCCUGUGAGAAUAAACGGGCGGAUCUGGUGUUCAUCAUUGACAGCUCCCGAAGUGUCAAUGCCCACGACUACUCAAAGGUCAAGGAGUUCAUUCUGGAUAUCCUCCAGUUCCUGGAUAUCGGUCCUGAUGUCACCCGAGUAGGCCUGCUCCAGUAUGGCAGCACAGUCAAGAACGAGUUUUCUCUGAAGACCUUCAAGAGGAAGUCUGAGGUGGAGCGAGCUGUCAGGAGGAUGAGGCACCUGUCCACAGGCACCAUGACGGGACUGGCCAUCCAGUAUGCCCUCAACAUUGCCUUCUCAGAAGCAGAGGGGGCCCGGCCCUUGCGGGAGAAUGUGCCCCGGGUCAUGAUGAUUGUGACCGACGGGAGGCCUCAGGACUCAGUGGCUGAGGUGGCUGCAAAGGCCCGGGACACAGGCAUCCUGAUCUUUGCCAUUGGUGUGGGCCAGGUGGACCUGAACACACUGAAGGCCAUCGGGAGUGAGCCCCACAAGGACCACGUCUUCUUGGUGGCCAAUUUCAGCCAGAUCGAACCUUUGACCUCUGUGUUCCAGAACAAGUUGUGCAUGGUCCACAUGUGCAGCGUCUUGGAACACAACUGUGCCCACUUCUGCAUCAACACGCCUGGCUCGUACAACUGCAGGUGCAAGCAAGGGUACAUUCUCAACGCGGACCAGAAGACUUGCAGAAUCCAGGAUCUGUGUGCCUCGGAGGAUCACGGCUGUGAGCAGCUAUGUGUGAACCUGCCUGGUUCCUUCGUCUGCCAGUGCUACAGCGGCUACACCCUGGCCGAGGAUGGGAAGCGAUGCACAGCUGUGGACUACUGCGCCUCAGGAAAUCAUGGAUGUGAACAUGAGUGUGUAAAUGCUGAAGGUUCCUACCUGUGCCAGUGCCACGAGGGAUUUGCUCUCAACCCAGAUAAGAAAACAUGCACAAAGAUAGACUACUGUGCAUCAUCUAACCACGGAUGUCAGCAUGAGUGUGUUAAUGCCCAGAAGUCCGCUGUCUGCCGCUGCCUAAAGGGCUUCAUGCUGAAUCCAGACGGGAAAACCUGCCGAAGGAUCAACUACUGUGCACUCAACAAGCCGGGCUGUGAACACGAGUGUGUCAACACAGAGGAAGGCUUUUACUGCCGCUGCCGUCGGGGCUAUACCCUGGACUCCAAUGGCAAGACCUGCAGCCGGGUGGACCACUGUGCACAGCAGGACCACGGCUGUGAGCAGCUAUGUCUGAACACAGAGGAAUCCUUUGUCUGCCAGUGCUCAGAAGGCUUCCUCAUCAAUGAUGACCUCAAGACCUGCUCCAGGGCAGAUUACUGCUUGCUGAGUGACCAUGGUUGCGAAUACUCCUGCGUCAACACAGACAGGUCCUUUGCCUGUCAAUGUCCUGAGGGUCACGUGCUCCGCAGCGACGGGAAGACCUGUGCAAAAUUGGACUCGUGUGCUUUGGGGAACCACGGCUGUGAACAUUCAUGUGUAAGCAGCGAAGACUCAUUCGCGUGUCAGUGUUUCGAGGGAUACAUCCUCCGUGACGACGGAAAGACUUGCAGAAGGAAAGACGUCUGCCAGGCUGUAGACCAUGGCUGUGAGCAUCUUUGUGUAAGCAGUGGCGAGUCGUACAUCUGCAAGUGUCUGGAAGGGUUCAGGCUGGCUGAGGAUGGGAAGCACUGUAGAAGGAAGGAUGUCUGCAAGUCGACCCACCACGGCUGUGAGCACAUAUGUGUGAACAACGGAGAUUUCUAUACAUGCCGGUGCUCAGAGGGCUUUGUCCUGGCUGAGGAUGGGAAGCGCUGCAAGAGAUGCACUGAGGGCCCAAUUGACCUAGUCUUUGUCAUUGAUGGGUCCAAGAGUCUCGGAGAAGACAAUUUUGAGAUCGUGAAGCAUUUUGUGGCUGGGAUUAUAGAUUCCCUGUCAGUUUCCCCCAAAGCGGCGCGGGUGGGGCUGCUGCAGUAUUCCACACAGGUCCGCACGGAGUUUACCCUGAGGGACUUCAGCUCAGCCAAGGACAUGAAGAAAGCUGUGGUCCACAUGAAAUACAUGGGCAAAGGCUCUAUGACUGGGCUGGCCCUGAAACACAUGUUUGAAAGAAGUUUUACCCAAGUAGAAGGGGCCAGGCCCCUCUCUACACGGGUGCCCAGAGUAGCCAUUGUGUUCACCGAUGGACGAGCUCAGGACGACGUCUCCGAGUGGGCCAGCAAAGCCAAGGCCAAUGGUAUCACUAUGUAUGCUGUUGGGGUAGGAAAAGCCAUUGAGGAAGAACUACAGGAGAUUGCCUCUGAACCCACGGACAAGCAUCUCUUCUAUACAGAGGACUUCAGCACUAUGGGCGAGAUCAGUGAAAAGCUGAAGCAAGGCAUCUGUGAAGCUCUAGAAGACUCUGAUGGAAGACAGGACUCCCCAGCAGGGGAACCACCAAAGCAGGUCCACCAGCCAACAGAAUCUGAGCCAAUCACCAUAAAUAUCCGAGACCUACUUUCCUGUUCUAAUUUUGCAGUGCAGCAUAGAUAUCUGUUUGAAGACAAUCUUUCACGAUCUACACAAAAACUUUCCCACUCAACAAAGUCUUCAGGAAGUCCUUUGGAAGAAAGCCAGGACCAAUGCAAAUGUGAAAACCUUAUAAUGUUCCAGAACCUUGCAAAUGAAGAAGUAAGAAAACUAACCCAGCGCUUAGAAGAAAUGACUCAAAGAAUGGAAGCCCUGGAAAACCGCCUACGAUACAGAUGAAGACUAGAAAUGCUUUCAUGUGUUUAUACAUCAUAAAAAGGAUUUCAAAAAAAGCGGUGGCGCCUCAAAGCUCACACCAUAGUUAAAUCUCUAAGCUGUAAAGCAAAUCACAACCAGUACAGAAGACACUGGACUGCUCUACAAAGAGAAAAAUGGAGACACUAAGGGGGGAGGGGUCCUUCUGAAGCCUAAAAUGAGUUUACCCUGAGAAUAAAUGGGCUGUGCCGUGUUCUGUGAUCUGCUGUGGGUACAAUUUGCUUCUGUCUUCCUGCCUUAGCACUGAAAUCUCAUUUGACAAUUCUGCAGAAAACUGACCCCACAAAUUGCUAAUGUUUUUGUACUGGAAUUUACCUUGAUGUAUAUGGACAUAUGCCUAAGUCAUGGGACCUAUGUUCUGCAAUAAGUUGAAUUUUUAUACAAUAUUAAAAUUCACCACUCCAGAAAA